This is a messenger RNA of Scomber scombrus (Atlantic mackerel), 4207 nucleotides long. It is a transcript of the gene cant1b, whose product is annotated as calcium activated nucleotidase 1b. Gene Ontology annotation, molecular function: calcium ion binding; GDP phosphatase activity; UDP phosphatase activity. NCBI's taxonomy places the organism in Eukaryota, Metazoa, Chordata, Actinopteri, Scombriformes, Scombridae. The coding region runs from base 2141 to 3394 and encodes 417 amino acids. Gene Ontology annotation, biological process: proteoglycan biosynthetic process. The record is from RefSeq and is a predicted model, not a curated record. The transcript has 5 exons.
UUAAGAAUGGAUGUGUUGACAGUAGUUUACUUACUGUCUGUGUGCAUUAGAUUACACUGGGUGUAAUUUGAUUGUCUUAUCUAUGUAGUAAUUAGUGGCAUGUUUUAGUUAAACUGCUCCCCAAAGAGAUGCAGGACUCAUUGUAUUCCUCCUUAUUGUAGCAGCACUUACAUGCCUGGCAUAGCUGGAGCCAUAAAUAGCAGCAAGUUCAUUCACUGUGACAACUGCAUAUUUGUUAGGUGAUUUGUAGCAUUAAUGUACAACAUUAAGGAUAUUAAUAAGAAAACUGCCACAUUCACUCAGUUGUCAGUGUAACAGGUAUGUGCGAUCAGCUAGGAAUAUGUAUGCUACCUGUUUCCUGAACUUUGGGUAAUGAUGGGGUACCAGUGGAUAGAGAUACAACAUGCAAAAUGACACAACUUUGGAGUUGCCAUGAGUCACUUUUCUCCUCUUUCGGUGGAAACUUAUCACAUCCCAUGCCUCCAGUCCACACAUCAAGUUUGCACACAUGACCGGUCUGUCCUGUACUCAAAGAGACCAAACUGAUAGACCAAUCCUUCAGAAUACCAGUAAAACAGCAAACAAAUCAACCCCCGACUGUCGAGCAUUACUGGAAUUGGAAUUUAAUCUGGAUGUUUUUGUGGCAUGGAGUAAGUGUGCAAUAACUUUACUGCAAUUACUGAAUUUCAAACUGUAAUAUCUCACACUUAACCUGACAUUUUUGAAUUGGUAUUGACCCUCUCAGUUCAUUUUCAAUUUGCAAGGGGCGUUAUCAGCAGGCGCAGACCAAAAUGCCUCUAAGGGCAUAUUUGGAUAGAUUUAAAACCAAUCAGCAACAAAAUGGGAUGUAACACUGAGUCCUGGAAACAUGUAAACAGACUUCAGUGUGCAGAGAUUAGCUGUUAUGGUACAGUUUUUUGUUUGCAUGGGUCCAGACUUAUGAAUCCGCCCACUCCACUGAGUAGUUGACAAUUCUGUCUGAUAUCAGGCAAGAGUUUUGUUGUUCUUUUACAGAUAAUAUACCAUCCAGUUUGUUAAACAUUGUGGUGAUGGACAGAACAGACUGUUCCACAUCAGCAACAGUCAUCUUGGUUGUUUACAAAAAUGUCUUAAUGGUGCUCCUCUGUCACGGAUGUAUUAUAAGAGCUGGAUAUGAUACCACCACCUACCCUUGCAAUCAGUUUUUCCCAAUGGCCAUUCGCAGUAUUGUAGUAAAAACUCCCCCUGCGGCCCAAAAAGCAUUUUCCGCAUAGGCUACUACUGUAAAAAGACAUCUGUAAAACUGUUAAUAGGACACCUUGAAUUGUAAACAAGGUCAAUUAUGAAUUUCUAUGAUGAUUUAUUGAUCCAUGGAGGUUUUAUAAUUGUUAAACAUUCCUUAAAAAUCCAAAAUGCAAAGUCUAUGGGCCGAUCGGGAUAUUGUAAGCAGUGCUUGUGGUUGAAACACUACUGCAUGUAUUCAGGGGGCCGUAUACCCCCUGAAGUAAACCUGGUAACUGGAAACUGUUUGUGACCCAUUCUGAAUGGACUGACUAAAUGGCAUUUUUGGUCCAGUAUCGAGCUAUUAUGAUACAUGUGUCCUCUGUACAGUCAUCCUAUCAAACCAACCCUAUAUGAGAUAAAUGGCUCUCAAGAUUUGUCUAGUUUUCAUGCUACCCUACACUUCUUCACUGAAACAAGUAAUCACGUUACUCUACAGUGAUAUACAAUAUUAUGCAGUACUGUAAAUGGAGGUGGCCAAAAAAGGGGCCCAAAGAAAAACUGUGCCCUGGAGCUCAAUAAAACUGUAAUCCGUCUAUGGCCAAAAGGCUCGUUUCUAUCAUUGUUAUAAACAAUUAUUUAUUCUUAAACAUUUCAUUCAGCUCAUUUAGUGAACUUGCAGUAAACACUAGAUUAAUAUGAGGUAUGGGGGUGGUUCAGUAAUUAUUAUUAUUUUUUUUUUAAAUGUUGAAUGGUUCAAUCCACGGACACACUGUUCCGUCUGUCUCUGAGCAGGAGGAGCUAAUGCUGAGCUGAGACACCGAUAAAAAAAAGUCAUAAAGUAUGCUCAGCCGGGCGAUCCUGAAGGACCUCUGCUCCAGGCUAUGAAAGUGGUCACCCCCAGUCCAAGCCUGACACAGAGGAUGAAGACGAUACUUCCAUGACCUCCCUUGGUGUUUUCGUACGAGGCCUCCCUCUGGCCUUGGCGUCCAUGACACAAACUGCCACCUCAGACUCACGCUUCCACCCUAAAUGGAGGGCGAUCACUGUGGCAAGCCUGCUGGUUUUAGUGCUCAUGUUGUACCUGCACAGGACAGCAGGGGACGGAGACACUCCCACCAGAGGCUACUACCGCAACAGGGCUCACAGUUUGCAAAUGCAUGGCGAGCGUGACGAAGACAUUUUCAGGGACGCUAACAGACAAACGGCACAAAGCCUCGGCCACCACGAGAGAAAUGAAAAACCUUACAAUGACACAUACCCAUUAAGUCCGCCAGUGAAGACAAAACAUGGCAUCAAGUACCGUAUAGGUGUGAUCGCUGACCUGGACACGGCGUCACGUAGCUCCAAGGAUCAGACGUGGUUCAGCUACAUGAAAAGGGGUUACCUGACUGUUUCAGAGAGUGCAGACAGACUGCAGGUGGAGUGGGAUGAUGAGACGGUCACUCUGGAGAGUCAUCUGGCCGAGAAAGGACGAGGGAUGGAGCUGUCAGAGCUGGUGGCGUUUAAUGGUCACCUGUACAGUGUGGACGACCGUACAGGUGUGGUGUACAGGAUUGAGGGCAGCCAGGCUGUCCCCUGGGUUAUAUUACCUGACGGUGAUGGCUCAGUUUCCAAAGGGUUUAAGGCGGAGUGGCUUGCAGUUAAGGACGAGCACCUUUACGUUGGCGGCCUAGGGAAAGAGUGGACCACGACCUCCGGAGAAGUCGUCAACAACCACCCGGAGUGGGUGAAAGUUGUUGGCUACCGUGGUGACGUGGAGCAUGAGAACUGGGUGCCACAUUACAACGCACUGCGUGGCGCUGCAGGGAUCCAACCACCAGGUUACCUUAUCCAUGAAUCAGCAGCGUGGAGUGAGCGUCUCCAGCGCUGGUUCUUCUUGCCUCGCCGUGCCAGCCACGAGCACUACGAAGAGACAGCAGACGAGCGGCGUGCCACCAACCUUCUCCUGUCCUGCCCCACGGACUUCAGCUACAUGACAUUGCGGCACGUCGGCCCGCUUAACCCCACCCACGGUUUCUCCUCGUUUAAAUUUGUCCCGGACACAGACGAUCAGAUUAUUCUGGCCCUGAAAUCAGAGGAGGACGACGGCAGGAUCGCCACCUACAUUAUUGCUUUUACACUUGACGGUCGGGUGCUGAUGCCCGAGACAAAGAUAGGGGAUGUGAAGUACGAAGGGUUGGAAUUUAUUUAAAAAAUGACUAAGCUGAAGGUGCACAGUUUCAUGGAAGCAAGGUUCUCCAGUAUUACAUCCCAUCUGAUUUACUGUGCAUUAAUUUCAUAUGACCCAAAAUGUUAUAUUUCAUAAGUAUAUGAUGACCGAGGUGAGCAAGAGAAGGUUGAAGGGCAGGAGAAUGCCACACCACAAAGGGAGGAAAAUUAAAUACCACCUACAACUUCAAUUUAUGUGUGACUGUUGUAGGCAGCCAGCAGUUACAAAGAGGUUGUCACUCAUAAGUCACCACCUGAUAGGAUUAUUUAAUGUUUUAAAGCCUUAAUGACUUCAUAUCAGUUGUUGUAGAUUGAUGCUUUUGUCUAAACCUUGAGUUAAACAUCCUUGUUUGAUCAGGAGGAAUCUUUGUUUAAAAAAAAAAGAAGAUCUAUAAACACAGAAACCAGGUAAUGUGCGUCUCCUCUCCUGCAGCCAAACUCUGCUGGUCAGACACUCAGGGGAUCCAAAUCUAACAGCAUAAGCACACAGUGAGAAGACAUUUAAAUAAAAAGUAGGAACGAAUGUCCAUAUACACUACUUGAAAUAUUAAACUUACUCAUUACUUUGUGUUUUCUUAUUUUACAUAAACCAGUACACAUACACUGAAGUUUCUCUUUUCAGAUUUAUGACAUGAUGGGACCAAUCGUCGAGGUUACUGAGUAAACUUCACGUGAUGAGUUUCUCUCAGUGUUAGCAUUACAAGUCAAAAUAUCUAUUUGGUCUGAACAGAAACACCAGCAAUUUUAUUUAAAGAUAAACUAAUAUUAUAUUUCCUUUGUAUCCUCUAAAAAGAAG